GCGUCCUUCUGGUUUCCAAGGAAACGCGGGAAAGGACAGAGCGCAAACAGGACAGGAUAGUGCGAGACAUAACAGCUUCUUUUGCAGAUAUUUAAACACCUUUGACAAAGACUUUAAACUUCUAACAGAACAGAGUCGGAGACUGGAUGCUAGAAAUUCAUUCCUACUUGUUUAGGUGAAUGUGUGGACCUGUAUCUUGCAGCUGGCAGACCAAUGGAGAAAUACACACAAGCACUGCCACCCCAUUCUCCUUUAUAUUCCCCUCAAAAUAACUCAGAAGCUCGAUCUCCCUCUCUUCCACAGCCUGCGUCCUUCCCUUCCUCCCCAUCCACCCAGUCCUCCUAUCUUCACUUUACAUCAACCCCUCUGGCAUCUGGAGGGUCACAUUGCCUCAGUCCCUCCACAGUAUCUGACCAGGAUGACCUGACCUGCCUCAGCUGGCUGCAUCAAAGAGGGAACCUGUUGCCUUUGCAGCCACUGCCCAAAAUCAGCACACUGCCCCAGACGUUAGAUCCCAUUCCCGUCCAACAGCUGCCUUUCUCCCCUGCCAAACCCCCAUACUCUUUCAGCAGUCUCAUUUUCAUGGCAAUAGAAGAUUCGCCUGAGAAGAGGCUCCCUGUGAAAGGUAUUUAUGAGUGGAUUGUCGGCAACUUCCCCUAUUAUAGAGAGGCUCCCGGUGGAUGGAGGAACUCGGUCCGACACAACCUUUCCUUGAGCAAGAGCUUCCAACGAAUACAUCGAGACAAGAGUCAAUCUGUUGGAAAGGGUUCAUUAUGGCGUGUUUGUCCAGAAUAUCGGCCAGCUCUUCUGGAAGUUCUUAGAAAAACUCAUUAUUGUCAUCGUACCAAUAGUAACUUGCUGAGCAAGCCUGUUUUGUUGGAGGUGGCUGAUAAUGGGCAGAACACCUUGGGUGAGACUAUGGAGAUUUCAGAUCUAGAUUCUCUGUCUUCAAACCCGCCUUGCUCUUUGACACCGGAUCAUGAGGAGCUGAUCCCCAUGGAGUCUGUGGAACUGACAGAGGUUGUCGGCGAGGAUUCAGAGAAAGAUCCACUUGCAGACAGUGGUUACAUUGAGUUACACUAUUACCAGUAUCAGCAGUAUCAGUACCUGGUUCUUCCAGGAGACAGUGAGUUGGACCUGGAGUCGGUUGAGAUACUGCAGCUUGAUGCAGAGGCUCAGGAGGCUGCAGGGUCACUGCUUGACCUCGCGGGAGGCAACCACUGACAGCUUGCCUGUGUGCUGUGUACAAGCAAGGAGGGUUAAUGGGGAGAUGGGGACACUGUGAGAACUCUAGGCUUGAUGUACUAUUGGCACUUUAUAACUGCCUGAACUUUUACUUACUGUCAUGAAAGGUGCAACAUAAGCAAUUAAAAAAAAAAUCUAGUGAUUUAAAUAAACCAUUUGUAGGGACUGACAACAGCACUGUGAGGGUAUCCUUGGUAUUGGUGUAUAAAAGGUUAUAAAGCAUCUGCAAAAUGCUUUUAUAAAGAACAAAAUAUUUAUUGUUUACUGUCAUGGUUGAAAAGUAAUAUUUCAUGCACUUCCCUGCCAUUUUAAAUCCCUUCCAUUAAGAUUAUUCUAAAGAUUUGCUGUUC
Carassius carassius (crucian carp) is the source of this 1595-nucleotide messenger RNA. RefSeq names its product forkhead box protein N3-like. Gene Ontology annotation, molecular function: cis-regulatory region sequence-specific DNA binding; DNA-binding transcription factor activity. Bases 214 to 1224 code for a protein of 336 amino acids. Gene Ontology annotation, cellular component: nucleus. The transcript is spliced from 5 exons. Gene Ontology annotation, biological process: regulation of DNA-templated transcription. NCBI's taxonomy places the organism in Eukaryota, Metazoa, Chordata, Actinopteri, Cypriniformes, Cyprinidae. The record is from RefSeq and is a predicted model, not a curated record.